This is a messenger RNA of Penicillium malachiteum, 816 nucleotides long. RefSeq names its product SDR family oxidoreductase. The annotation marks the transcript as partial. The transcript is spliced from 3 exons. Lineage: Eukaryota; Fungi; Ascomycota; Eurotiomycetes; Eurotiales; Aspergillaceae. The record is from RefSeq and is a predicted model, not a curated record.
ACUGUCAUUGUUUUCGGACCAGCAGGAAGGGUCGGUUCUGUGGCCGCUCUGACCGCUCAUGAAGAGGGCGCACAGGUCGUCCUAGCAAUGCGCGACCCUUCAAAGCACAUCCCAAUACUCGACAAUAUUGCUGCCGAGAGGGUCCAGGCCGAUUUGAACCAGCCGAAAACCAUCAAAGCGGCCGUGGAGCAGACUGGAGCGAAGCGUGCUUUUAUUUACCUCGUUCAUGCAACCAGAGAUGGGAUGCGAUCCUCAAUCGAGGCUCUGAAAGAGGCUGGAGUGGAGUCUGUUGUGUUUCUGAGCUCCUUCAGCGUCUCUGAAGAUUUUCGUACUAUAUCACCCACCGAAUUUGUCCCAUAUAUGCACGCUCAAGUUGAGAUUUCGUUAGAUGAAGUUUUUGGCGACAAUGGUAUUGUGGUUCGACCAGGAUUCUUUGCCAGCAACAUGAUUUCCAUGAAGAGUGAAAUUCUCUCAGGGGAAAUAUUGGGCGCGUCUGUGGAAAGCUUUUGGUUCAUGGAUCUGACGUACCUACUAUCAUAUCAAGACGCAAUAUUGAUUAUUGCGCGAUCCAUCGGGAAGGAAGUACAAGUGAUCAAACUUGAGAGAGAAGAAGCCGUGCAAGAUGCCAUGAAGAAAUCUGGUCUUCCCAGACCUGUUGCUGAGUGGUUUGUCGCCAACAUCACUGGGCCUGCGUCGGAUAUCUCCACCCCACCUGACUAUGUGAACGCAUUGAAGAAUGUUCAAGCUUAUACUGGACAGGCGCCAAUCAAAUUUGAGCAGUGGCUUGAAGAGAAGAGGAAUUUGUUCUUGGAGUAA